Messenger RNA from Vicugna pacos (alpaca), 2222 nucleotides. RefSeq names its product retinoic acid induced 2 (gene RAI2). Gene Ontology annotation, cellular component: nucleus. Gene Ontology annotation, biological process: animal organ development. NCBI's taxonomy places the organism in Eukaryota, Metazoa, Chordata, Mammalia, Artiodactyla, Camelidae. The record is from RefSeq and is a predicted model, not a curated record.
CCUUCCAGGCCCUUCGAAAGAUGGAUUCUGUUGACGUAUCUGGCGGCCCUGGCGAGCCGGGUGGAAAGUUGGGUUUUGCCAGAUCGCGCUGGGCUCGUCUUUGUGACGCUCGACCAGCCCCGCAUCCUCCUGGAGCCGGGUACGGAUGUGAAGAUGAGGAAGUGAGACAGUACCUCCCUCCUGGAGAAACAAGGAAAUAGGCGAUGCCAGUCGGAGGGGGAGGGUCCGGACUGGACAAGGGCUGAGUGGCAUCAGAGCCGAGUGAUGGACGACCUGCAGUCCCAGAACCUCUCCAUGGACAUGACCGACUCCUCUCCCACCUUGACCAAUAACAGACUGGAGAAUGGCAUGGCCCAGCUGAUCACCACUGAGGCCUGGAACAUCAACUCCACCGACCUGGUAAAGAAGGCCCUGGUGACCGUGCCGGCCCCAUCCAUUCUGAACCCCCCGGCCGAGUCCCAGAGCGGCGUGGCCCUGAAGGUGGCGGCCACCGUGCUGCAGCCCCUGUGCCUCGGGGAGAGCUCAGUGGUGAUGCCCAUUCACAUGCAGGUGGAGGGAAGCUCCGCGCCCGAGCUCAACCCUAACGGCAAUGCCACCUACGUCAUGACCACACAGGGCCCCGUGCAGCUGCCAGUGGUGCUGGAGCAGCACGUCUUCCAGCACCUCAACUCCCCCCUGGUCCUGCCGCAGGAGGCCCCGUGUUCCUCCAAUGCCAUCCACAACAACCUCUUCCAGGGAGCCGAGGACCCCGAGGCCCAGCCGCAGCUCCUAGACCUGAGGAUCCCCAGCCAGCCGCAGGAGCCCACCUUGCCGUUUGAAGCUGUGCUCCAGAAUCUGUUCCCCUCGCAGGGUGCUCUUGGCCCCCCACCCUGUCCGCCUCCUCCGGGAUAUGCCCCUGUGCCCCCCCAACCCUUUAACUCCCCACUGUCCCCCCUGGUCCCGCCAGCCACACUCCUGGUGCCCUACCCUGUGAUCGUCCCCUUGCCUGUACCGGUCCCUAUCCCCAUCCCCAUCCCAGUGCCUCAGAGUUCUGAAUCCAAGUUCAGUUCCAGUUUCCCCAAGCCACCAUCUUCCUUCGGCUUGCACCCCUUUAAAGGCACGCAGCCCCCUCUACAAAAGGAGGAACUGAAGCCCUUCGACAUCCUCCAGCCGAGGGAGUACUUCCAGCUCAGCCGCCACACAGUCAUUAAGAUGGGGAGUGAGAACGAGGCCCUGGAUCUCUCCAUGAAGUCGGUGCCCUGGCUCAAGGCUGGUGAAGUCAGCCCCCCGAUCUGCCAGGAAGAUGCAGCCCUGGACCUGUCACUGGCGACCCACCGGAAAUCUGAGCCUCCCCCUGAGACUUUAUAUAACAGCAGCGGGUCAGUGGACAGCCCAGGUCACACUGUGAUGGAGAAACUUCCCAGUGGUGUGGAAAUGCCCUUUGCCCCUGCUGCGCCCCACGAGGCCUCAGCCAUGAUGGAUACUCAUGUGGGUGGCAGCAACACCACUGAGCCGCCUAGCCAGCCCAGCCAGCCCAGCGGUGAGGUCAAGGCUGAAAAUAACAUUGAGAUUGUGAGCGAGUCCCAGGCGGCCAAGGUCAUCGUCUCUGUGGAAGACACUGUGCCUACCAUCUUCUGUGGCAAGAUCAAAGGCCUCUCGGGGGUGUCCACCAAAAACUUCUCCUUCAAAAGAGAAGACUCCAUGCUUCAGGGCUACGACAUCCACAGCCAAGGAGAAGAAUCCAUGGGAAACACGGAGUCCCUUAGGAAACCCAUCAAAAACCGGAGCAUAAAGUUAAAGAAAGUGAACUCCCAGGAAAUACACAUGCUCCCAAUCAAAAAACAACGGCUGGCCACCUUUUUUCCAAGAAAGUGAAUAAUGGCUUUUUAAAAUUUUUAUGAUUAUAAUAUGGGGAAAGGUGCAUUGGUUUUAUAAAAAGGCAUUUAAAACAAAUUAUCUUUGUUAAUUAUUUUGGGGAGUAGUUGGGGAGUGGGAAGGUGAAUUGGCUCUAAAGGCCCUGUAAGCUAGUAUCAUUUUCUUUUUUAAUUUUUGACUUUUCACAAAUGAUUAAAUAAGAGCAACCUAUUUUUCAAGCAGAUUGCACAUUUUUUGCAGCUUUAAUGGAACAUUGGGUGAAUCAGAGGGGUAAAAAAGCUAUUUUCAUUGCCACAAAGUGCUUUGAUGAUGUAAUACCUAAUAAAGGGUAGGAUGAAUACUUCACAAUAAAUGUUUGUUUGCACUAA